Acytostelium subglobosum LB1 is the source of this 2523-nucleotide messenger RNA. RefSeq lists its product as hypothetical. Gene Ontology annotation, molecular function: protein kinase activity; ATP binding. The record is from RefSeq and is a predicted model, not a curated record. Gene Ontology annotation, biological process: protein phosphorylation. NCBI's taxonomy places the organism in Eukaryota, Evosea, Eumycetozoa, Acytosteliales, Acytosteliaceae. The transcript has 3 exons. Bases 1 to 2523 code for a protein of 840 amino acids.
AUGUUAAAGGAUAACAUUUAUAAUAAUGAUAAUAAUAAUAAUAAUAAUAAUAAUGAUGGAGAUAAUAAUCAUAUUGAUAGGAUCAAGAAAUGUGUUGAAGAUAUACAUAACAUUGAGACUAAACACUUGAAGGAUGUCUCAUCACUUGGACAUGUGUUGUCCAAGGACACUUCACAACUGAUCAACAGUAUAACAAACGAUACCUUUGCUAAGAUCGCAGUAUGUGGUACUAUUGGCUCUGGGAAGACAGCACUGAUCCGAUCACUACUGGAUGAUAUACCAUUACCCACUGGUAAUGGAGGAAAGACAAAGAGAAUAUGUGUUGUGAGAUAUGCAGAGUUGAAGGAUGCAAAGGUUAGCUUGUGUACUUUGGACAGGACCAAUUCAAAGUUGAAGCCAAUCCCGGAUAAGGCAGCCACCUCACUCGCCCAAUACCCAACGACAAAGGAGAUCGACAGGCAACUUCUUGACAAAUUCAUCCGAUGGGACCCAUCACAAGAGUGCAAGUUUAAAGAGUUUAUCUCAAAGAUCGUACUCAUCGAGUAUCCAAUCACACUACUAAAGUGUGGCGUCGAGCUGUUUGACAUCCCAGGCUAUGGCCCAAAUGACACAAACAGCUUCAAGGAGCUGAGACAGGCAUUCUUGGAACACAUGGACCCACAUGGUGUACUGUUCUGCUUCCCCAACAGCACCUUCACGCCCGAGGACAGGAAUAUAUACAACCACAUCCUUCAAACACUUGGCAUCAAGCAGCCUCAUGGAGACAGGGUCUUUGUUGUCAACACCAUGUUCAGUUUGCUAUCGCUGGCCUAUGACCUCGGAGUCAAUCACCUCAAUGAUCUCGAUUGCUUGAUGGCCGAGGUGGACAAGCUGGAUCAGAUGAUCGUCAAAACGAUCAAUUUUGGUGCCGACCAUAUCAACAACAGCAACAACCUUGUCAACUUCUCACGUAUCAAUUCGUUGGAGUAUUUGGAGAGACUCCCAAAUGGCCUGGUCACCUUCAAUCGGUUCAUCAAACGUCUUACAAGGUGGAUGAUGAUGUUGGAGCACCGUCGACUGUGCACAUCCUAUCGAUUGAUCAUCAACGACUGUGGCAGGUACUUACGCACCUACCAACAACUAUGCUCCAAGUCAUUGAUGAACAAGGAGGUCGAGAACUUGGAAAUUCUUUGCGAGUCAAUCGUUCGCAGUCUGUCAUUGGUAGUUAAGGAUGUCACAUUCGAGGAUUUCGUAGACAAUCAUGACAUCUAUAGCCAGGCACUAUCAAUGGCCAAGUCAAUCAAUAUCCCAAAUUAUGAUGAGCAAGCACUAUGCGCUCCUCUUGGGUCCCACCUUGAGAGCUCUCAACUGACACGCACGCUCUUUGGAGUAAUGUUCUUCACCAACAUUGACACACCUUACCAUAUAGCCAAACAUGUUGCGAAGCAGUUAUUUGAUUACGUUGAAAUACGUUGUAUGGUCAUUGGAAUGAUAUCCUCGGUCUUUUCUUUGUUUGGAGCUCGAAACAUUGACACUCUAAAGAAGAUGGAUGACGACUUUAAGGAAAAGGUGAUCAGUCGCCUUUUUAAGGAGCUCAACCAUUGGAUCAGUAUAGGUGACCUUCAUAGAUUGUGCGAUAAGAUCAAAGGAAUGAUCGAUUUGAUCAAGAUGGACAUCCAGAAGUUCAAAGACGUUCACAGCCAAAUCGGCAAUAUCAAUCACUUGUUUGGAUUGGUCUCGGCCUCGACCAUGUCUGCACUCACAUGUUUGAUUGAUCCUUCAUACAAACCAGUGAUCUCAGAUCAAGACCACCAUGGUAAUGGCUAUAUCAAUCUCCAUAAGGGAAUGCUCCAAGGUCUGCCAGUGACCAUCAGGACACUACACUAUGGUGAUGGCAAUCCCAACUCUCACCACCAACUAAUGUUUAUCAAACAGUUCCAACUUGGAUUCCAAAUCAAGUACAACCUCAAGCAGAAAGAUCCAAAGACCAAGCACAAGGGUAUGAUCACUCAAUUGGGUAUCUUCAAGGACGAGGCCAGGAAGGAGUGGCAACUUGUCAAUCCACACUAUGAUUGCAACCUGCUCACAUUUGUCAAUCGAAUGAUCAUGUAUCUUAAAUGGAAGGAGCUGGUCAACAUCGCCAUUGACAUUGCAGGAUGCAUAGAGGUGUUGCACAGCAUCAACUAUGUCCACGGAAGUAUCAAUUUGGAGAACAUCCUCAUUAAGUAUGACAACCGAUUCGAUAGUAUCACUGACCUGGUACUUGGUUACUGUGACACCGUCAACGUUGUCAUGGACAAUAAUCCAACAACAAUGUCAUCUGAUGUCUAUGCCUUCAGUGGCAUACUCUACGAGUUGAUACCAAAGCCAAGGUUCAAACAAGCCAACAUUGAAUCCUUUAGCAAGGGUGAAGAUGAGCACUUGAAGAGUGUAUCUGUACCAUAUCGUCAACUGAUCAUUGAUUGUUCUCAAUCAAAUGCAGUCCUUCGACCAAGUAUCAAAGAUGUAAAGUCAACUCUAUGCUCCAUCGCUUCGCAACUUUAA